This is a messenger RNA of Phlebotomus argentipes, 4250 nucleotides long. RefSeq lists its product as uncharacterized. Bases 624 to 3503 code for a protein of 959 amino acids. NCBI's taxonomy places the organism in Eukaryota, Metazoa, Arthropoda, Insecta, Diptera, Psychodidae. Gene Ontology annotation, molecular function: ubiquitin protein ligase binding. Gene Ontology annotation, biological process: regulation of proteolysis; proteasome-mediated ubiquitin-dependent protein catabolic process. The transcript has 10 exons. The record is from RefSeq and is a predicted model, not a curated record. Gene Ontology annotation, cellular component: nucleus; cytoplasm.
CAGAGUGUCAAAAAGCUCCUCAUCGGCGCAGUGUUGAGAAAACCUCUGCUUCUCUAUUGUGAUUUUAUUUUCCAUCUCUUUACCUGCAUUUCUGCCACAGCAAAUCCCUCAAUUAGUCAGUGAAGAGUGCUGGAAUUGGUUGUGCAAAAGCCCUUUGCUCUUAGAUAUCAGUCCAAUGCUGUUCUUUGCCAUUAGAAUUGCUCGUCUUUUGGCAUUCCUUUGACGCCAGAGAGCUUCUGGUGUUGAAAGUUUGAGAGAAGUGCUUUUUCAUGCGUGAAAAAUACUUGCAUUCCGCGAUUAAAUUAGUGGAGAAAGAAGAAAUUGUGCGAAGUUUAUCAUCUCUAUAAUGUCAUGUGAAUGUAGUUUUAGUGAUAACAAUUGAUUAGAAGUCGUGCUGUAAUGUUCUUGUUUGAAGGUUUUUUUUUCUCUCCUCACAAUUUUUGAGUGUGUUUAAAGUGCAUUUAGUAUUUUGCAGUUUGUAAUCAUGUGAUAAAGGAUUUUCUCCGUGUUUGAGUGUUUAACAGGAUUUCAGUGAAAAGUUACGUGAUAAUGCCUUCGCCAGGGGACUUUAUAUAACGUCUGCCGAGUGGAGGUCUUGUGUUCCACCACCCCCUCCUGCUGAAAUGGCUGCCGAGCACACAUUUUUCGGCACCUGGGAGAUAAUGGAGUGCUCCAUAUCGGGGACGACGGACUCGCUGGGCCUGAAAGGGGUGAAAUUUAGGCUGGACGAAAUGGGUGACAUUACGUGGUACAGCGAUGUGGUUCAUGACAAUCAGGCGCCCGAGGAGCGCGACACGGAGUUCCUCGCCAUUCGCAGUGAGUUCACGGAGAUCCUCUUCAGCUGCGAGACCUUCGAGGUGGUGGAAUUGCUGUCGAAUGGGCCGGGCUUGGCGUUUGGCGCCUACGCGGGGCACAACAUCGAGUUCAAGACGACCACCUUCACGCCCAUGGACAUGAUGGUGUUGAACUGCGAGGGAUGGUGCUUCCUGUCCUGCCGGCGCCUGAGAGAGGAUCAGACCAUCAUCCAGGACUGCCCCUUCUCCCUCCUGUCCGCACUCCAAGAGGGCUACUUUGCCGAUGUGAUCAUCAAGAGCUCCGAAGGACUCUAUUUUGAGGCUCACUCUGCUGUCCUGCGACUCUCCGGCUUCGAUUGCAGCAUGAAUUAUCCCAAUCAAGCCUCUCCGCAUCCCGUGACAGACUCCGCAAGUGCCACAAUUCGGCCACCUCAGGAAAUUCCCAGCCAGAAAAUGCCCACGAGUCACUAUCUCCUGCCGCCAUCCAACAUCCUCACCACGAAAUCCAUGUCGGGCUCCUUCAACUGUCUCACCGUGACUUCACCACGGGAAUCUCUGCUGGCGCUGCACAACCAGACCUCCUCUUCCGACUCCGACUUGCGCCUGGCCAGUCCCAAGGAGAUCUUCACCUUCUCCGGCGCCUUCCCGCUCACGCCCACGGAGUCGCCGGUGAACAGGAAAGCGACCUGUCCCUCGCCGCGACUCCGCUGCGCCUCACCCUUCUCGCCCUCCUGCCUGGACACGCCGCCCACGUCGCCACUCACGCCCAUCUCAGUGCUGUACAAUCUGCCGCACACCAUGCUCGUGCCCAUCUUCCACUGGCUCUACUCCGAGAGUCUGCCCACCGGGCUCAAGGAGGACGUGUGCGAGAGGCUGAUGAAGUUCGCCGAGGUCACGGCGCCGCUCAGCAAGAUGAUCGACGCGUGCCGGAAGUACGGACGGAAUGUGAAGCUCAAGAGAUUCAUUGUGGACGUGACAAUGGACAUACACACAUCGCUGAACAGAAUCAUUCAGUCCAUCAAUCCUCACACCCUCUCGCGCCACCCUGAAGUGCUGUGUUCGGUAUUCAAGCACAGCGUGAAGGAGACUGCCAUUGGCUGUGCGCGAAUCCUUCAGUUCUGCAACAUCUUCGUGAAGGAGGCGUCCAACAUUUCGCGCCAGCAGAGGCAUGAGAUCAUCAAGUUUGCACGAUCACGAAUGCCAAUUCUGGCCUCACAAAUCCACCAGCUGCUGAAGAACAUCUACGAAGUGCUGUCGCGACUGUCGCCGGAGAAGAAGAGCGAUCUGGCGACAUUUCUGGUGCCACACAUUGAGAUCACCUUCGACAGAAUGGCCAAUCUCAUUGGGGACAUCAAGACGUCGCUGGAGAAGAUGUAUCAGGACUUGAAGUCUGUUCAGUCUGCGCCGCAAGCGAGAGAUUCGGUGCGACAUCAGGAGCAGAAUCGCAACGCUGAGCAGAUGGAGAUCGGCUGUCAGGGACACGGAGGAACAUUUCACAACAAGUACUCUGGCUCUGAGAAUGACCUGACCUUUGUCCUGUACAUGUAUGAACUGCGGAAGAUGCGAGACAUCUACGGUCGCGUGCAGUCGGCAAUGGAGAUUGUGCAGCAGAACAGGAACACCUUCAUAGAGAUGGCCACGGACGAGAAGGAGCGCACAAUUCGACGCAAUUUAGAUCAAUUAAUACUGGAGCUUCCGUCGUACAUUGCGAGAAUUGAGAAACUCUCAGACAAUCUUGAUGGCAAUAUUGGUUGGAAGGAGUUCAAGUUUUGCUUCAAGCUGGCAACAGGUCAAGUGAAUGGAGUCAUCUCGAAGCUGUUGGAGCACAAAGCGGCCUUAAAGACUCCAAUUAUUCGAAUUUGCGAGCUGGUCGGCCGGGAAGAGUUCCGCCAGGCUGUGGUGGAGCUGCAGCUCAUUGGUGAGGAUGUCAGCGUGCGAACGGACGGCGGGGGCUUCGAGAGGGGCCACCAGGUGGACUACAGUAGCAUCAAGCUCAACCUCACGAGGCACAUCUGCCAUCCGCCGCCUAUCGUCAACAGCGGCCUGUCCAAGAGCGCCCUGCGCCUCCUGCACUCCGGCCAGCUGUCCGACAUGAACUUCGAGGUGAUUGUGCCUUCGGGAGGCGUGCAGCACGCCAAGGAUCGCCUGGCCAAGACCACAGUGCACGUCUUCAAGGCGCACCGCGUCAUCGUGGCGGCGCGCUGCGAGUGGCUGCGAAAGGCUCUUCUCUCCGGCAUGAAAGAGGAUAUUCAUCGAAAAAUUACUAUUCAUGAUACAUCACCUGUGAUAUUUCGCCGAUUGCUUUUAUACUUGUACGGUGCUCCAAUUGACAAGACGGUGGGCGCUGAGCAGCUGUGCGAGCUGAUGCUCCUGGCCGAUCGCUACUCCAUUGACGAGCUGAAGGACAUCUGCGAGCACACGCUUAGGUCACAGAUCGACGAGGAGUCCGUGAUUCUGCUCCUCAGCAUCGCCGAUCGCUUCAACACGGCCAUCCUCAAGGCGAACUGCUUGUCAUUCAUCUCAAGACACUCUCACGUGACGCACCAGGACAUCUUCGCCGAGCUGCCGGAAACACUUCAGGGUGAAGUUAUUGAGCUUCUUCAGUGGUGCGACCGAACUCCAGAGCCCUGGAAUCACAAUCUGGACAUCAACGGGGCUGUGCUGACAAAUCCUGGCAACUCUAGGAAAUCUCCUCAUCCAUUUAUGUGACAAAUUUUAACACUUUUCCACCGGUCAGAUCAGCAUUUUUCCUCCCCUCCCCAUCAAAACUACUUCCUUCGAGCCUAAUUUGCUCAAGAUUCUCACUGGCAUUUCGCGAGAUUCGCGCGCGCGCGUAAGUAAAACAUUUUCUCUUCAUCACAAAAAAAAACACUUCAACUGAUGAUGCAAUUAUGAAUUUCUCAGUCGUAUUAUUAUUGUGAAUGUCUCUUUAUGGUAAAAUGAGUAUAGAAAUCAAGUAUUUUUGUAAUAAACAACAAUUAAAUUUGAUGGUGAAGACAAUUUCCUAGAUAUAUAAAAAUUCAUAGUGUCAAAUAUUUAAAGAAAAAAAAAUCUGAAUAUCUUUUCAACAAAAAAUCGUUCUCAAUUGAAUGUUGCUAAAAGCAAAAAAAAAGAGAGAAGAAAAACAAUAUAAUAGUCUGUAAAUCUAAUUAAUUUUUCCAACUCUAUUUAAGCAUUUUUGAAUAUAUAUUGAUUUUUUUUUGUUAUUGCGAUGUUUCAUUCGAAGAUAACAUAUUAAAUUCUUAUAAAACUAAAUGGGAGAAAAAAAAGUGUGACAACUUUUCGGGAAAUUAUGUAUAAACACUUAUAACUAAAGUUGUGGAUUUUCGGUAUUUAAUUAUUCUUACUAAACAUAUAUAUAUUAUAUAUAAUACACUCAGAAGUGAAAAGGUAUUAAGAAAGAAAAUAUAUUUAAAAGAAUGAGAUAAAAGUUUUCAAUCAAAAUAUUCAAUUGAA